GCUGCCAACACCCCGAUCCUGCUGCAGAGCCUCCACCCUCGCCAGCCUUCCUCCUCCUCGUCCUCCUCCUCCCGCUGCCCUCGAGGGCCUGCGAGCAGCCAGCUGAGCUCUGCCGUGCAGCCAGCAGGAGCCUGGUGCUGACGGGCCCAUCUGCCCCUGUCCUGCAGCCCCAUGGCUGGGAACGAGGAGAUGGCAUCCCUGGAGGAAAGCUUCCGCAAAUUCGCCAUCUACGGCGACACCAAGGCAACGGGGCAGGAGAUGAACGGGAAGAACUGGGCUAAGCUGUGCAAAGACUGCAAAGUCACCGACGGCAAAAGCGUCACCAGCACCGACGUGGACAUUGUCUUCUCCAAGGUGAAAGGGAAGACAGCACGUGUCAUCAACUACGAGGAGUUCAAGAAGGCUCUGGAGGAGCUGGCCCCCAAGAGGUUUAAGGACAAGAGCAAAGAGGAGGCGUAUGAAGCCAUCUGCCAGCUGGUGGCAGGGAAGGAGCCCAUUAACGUGGGCGUCACGAAAGCCAAGACAGUGGGAGCCGUGGAGAGGCUGACGGACACCUCCAAGUACACGGGCUCGCACAAGGAGCGCUUCGACGAGAGCGGCAAGGGCAAGGGCAAGAGCGGGCGGGAGAACAUCGUGGACACCAGCGGCUACGUCAGUGCCUACAAGAACGCGGGCACCUACGACGCCAAAGUCAAAAAGUAGUGCCGGGUGCCGGUGGCGCCAGCGGCCCGGUCCCUGCGCGCCGGCCGUGGCUCGGUGCUCGGCCCUGGGACGUGCCCGUGAGCGGGGCCCGGGGGCUGCUCUGGGGCCAGGGAUGCUGCCGGGAUGUCCGCCCAGCGCUGGGGGGAUUGGGGAGGUGCGUCCGUCCCACCCUGCGCCGUGAUCCCCCCGCCCCUCCUGUGUCCCCCGUGCUGUCACCCCCAGCCCCACACCGUACUAACAGCACUGCUCCUCAGGGCUCCCCUGCCCCGCCGGCACCCAGACCUUCCCUACCUCAGCCCCGGCUUUCGGGGCACCCUCUCCUGUCCCCCCGGGGCCCGCAGCCUGUCCUCCCCUCCCGGGGACCUGCCUUAACCCCGCAGCAGUCACACCAGAGCCGCCUCCUUCCUUCCCCCCGUGCGCUCCCCCGACUCCGCCGCUUGCCCAGCGCUGCGGUGCCGCUCGUGCCGGAGCUGCCGCGGCGCUCCUGCCCAGCCCCGGCAGAGUUUGGUGUUGCCUGGCCAUCGGCAAAGGUCUCCGACCUGAGUCCCCGUGGCCUCCCGCUGCCUUCGUGAAGCCCAAACCAAAGGAUGCUGCAGACCCACGCUGUAACCCGGCUCUGCAAUAAACCCCGUCCGCACUGA
Molecule: messenger RNA, 1343 nt
Organism: Ficedula albicollis (Collared flycatcher)
Lineage: Eukaryota; Metazoa; Chordata; Aves; Passeriformes; Muscicapidae
Gene: TPPP3
Product: tubulin polymerization promoting protein family member 3
Exons: 3
Coding region: 172-702 (176 amino acids)
Biological process (GO): microtubule bundle formation; positive regulation of protein polymerization; microtubule polymerization
Cellular component (GO): microtubule
Molecular function (GO): tubulin binding
Source: RefSeq, a predicted model, not a curated record